GGUAUGAUGAGCAGCGAUCAACUAGCGCCCGAUGCUAUUACGAAGCGAUGGGGGCGAGGCUGCACGCACGACUCCAGCUGGACUUAUCUGCUCGCAGACCAGUAGUCUCUUUUGGGAGCAUGGCGCAGCUCGAUACUGAUCGUUGACUGGAGAUACGACCGAGUCUGCAGCGGAAGCCUCGGGCGAAAGAUUCGGUCCAGUCUAUGGCAUUCUGGUGACGGGUCUCCGAAGGCAACGAAGAUGAGUCGGAAAGGAAAUGUUCCUCGAGCUCGACGCUGUUCCGAUUUGCAGGCUGCGCUAUUUCAUCGGAUUCGUCGUCGAACUGAACUGAUCGGCCUUUCGCAUUUGAAGAGUGUUCGUGUUUAGGCUCCGCUGGUGUAUGAGUUUGGCUAGUCAGAGGUUCGGGUUGCCUUCGGAGGUGGUGGGGGAGCUGGCGUGAGCGACGGGAAUUGACGAGUUUGGAUCCCGAUCAGGUGGUUUUAUUUUCAGAGGCGAUUGAUCGGUCGAGAUAGUGCAGAUGGCGACUGAAUUUGCUGCAUCCCCGUUUCCCCCGACUGCUGUGAGCGCGGGUCUUCAUCCUACCUACAAACAGUUGCACGCUGCCGGCGUGCCAAUUCCACCGUUUCGAGAGCCCAAAAUCUAUCAGAGUGUCGUGGAUCUCAUCGGAUGGACUCCUAUGGUAGAGAUCAAUCACAUCACGAAGGCGGAGGGAGCAGUUGCCAGAGUCGUCGCGAAGGUGGAGGGCAUGAACCCAGGUUGCUCCGUCAAGGACAGAAUAGCUCUCGGGAUGAUCCAGGAUGCCGAAGAUAAGGGCUUGAUAACCCCAGGCGUUACUACGCUGGUCGAGCCCACCAGUGGCAACACUGGCAUUGCGUUGGCAUUUGUCGGUCUCGGAAGAGGUUAUAAGGUCAUUGUUGUUAUGCCCGACACCUAUUCCAUGGAGCGACGAAUGAUUCUACGAGCUCUGGGUGCAACUGUCCUAAUCACAGAUACUAUGAAGGGCGUGGAUAACCUUAUGGCGAUAUGCGAAGAAGUUAUUGCAAAAACUCCCAACUCGUUCUCGCUCGGACAGUUCGCCAACCCCCACAAUCCUCUAGCCCACUUCAAAUCAACUGGACCUGAAAUUUGGACGGCCACCGAGGGAAAAGUAGAUAUCUUCGUUGCAGUCGCUGGCACUGGAGGAACGGUUUCUGGAACAGGUCACUAUCUCAAGGGCAUGAAUCCAGAAAUCAAAGUGGUUGCAGUGGAGCCUGCUGAAAGUCCAGUCAUGCAAGGAGGAAUGCCUGGCCCUCAUGGGAUACAAGGUAUUGGUCCAGGGAUGAUUCCCGAAGUUACUGAUGUUUCUGUUAUGGAUGAGAUCGUGACUGUCAGCAGCGCUGAAGCUAUUGCUGCCUCCAAAAGACUUGGUUUGGAAGAAGGGUUGCUUGUGGGCAUAUCAUCAGGUGCCGCUCUCGCUGGGGCACUGCAGGUUGCAAAGCGGCCAGAGAAUGCCGGUAAAUUGAUCGUCACAAUAUUUCCCAGUGCUGGAGAAAGAUACCUUAGCACGAGUCUGUUCGCGGAUAUUAAGAUAGAAAUGGAGAAUCUGAAAGUCACAGAGGUCACUCCGAAAGAUGAACUGAAGAAUGAAGUGUAGAGAUAUAGUCAGCCUUCUAAGCACCAGAUUCACGACUCUCCACAACUCAUGUCAAUAACACGCAGCUUGUAAAUAUCUCUCAGUUGAUGGAUUUAAGUUUUGAAUAUCUGAUCAACAAUAAAGAGUAGGGCGAUGAUUAUUAUGUUAUCAGAUAUGGUAUGUUUCGGAGUUGUAUCAAGCAAAGUAUGGGCCCAAAAUUUUUCAAAGCCAGUUCAUCUGUCAUAUUUGAGCAGGGAACUGCAGAAAUAUAACGGAUGUUUCCUGCAUCUCUAAGGUAGAAAGUCCACGCCAAGAAAUCAUGUCAAAGAUCUGGAUCUUGAGUUAGGGACGAAUGUCUAUACAUUUGAAAGGAUUGUUAGUUCUCGCCACUGACAAUUUAUUAUCGAGGAUGUGAUUAGGAGAUAUCGCAUACACUGCCUUUUUGGAAGUGAUUAAUGUAUAUUACUUUGCGCCA
Molecule: messenger RNA, 2087 nt
Organism: Marchantia polymorpha subsp. ruderalis
Lineage: Eukaryota; Viridiplantae; Streptophyta; Marchantiopsida; Marchantiales; Marchantiaceae
Source: the annotation of a GenBank genome assembly